AAUAAAAUGGGAAUUCUUGGCCUUUCUCGUUUGAUAGCCGAUGUGGCACCGGAAGCAAUCAAAGAAAUCGAAUUGAAAUCAUUAUUUGGUCGUCGUAUUGCUAUCGAUGCAUCGAUGUGUAUCUAUCAAUUUUUAAUUGCCAUACGAAGUAGUGAAUAUACGAUGACCAAUGAACAAGGUGAAACCACAUCACAUUUGGUCGGUUUAUUUUAUCGAACAAUCAAAUUGCUUGAGACUGGAAUCAAACCGGUAUAUGUUUUUGAUGGUAAAGCACCUAAACUUAAAUGUGGUGAAUUAGAAAAACGUGCUGAACGUCGUACUGAAGCUAAAGAUAAAUUGGAAGAAGCAAAAGAAUUACAAAAUGUUGAAGAUAUUGAAAAAUUAAAUAAACGAUUAGUGAAAGUAACUAGAAAACAUACGGAUGAUUGUAAACGUUUGUUGGUAUUGUUGGGCAUACCGAUUGUUCAGGCACCAUCGGAAGCCGAAGCUCAAUGUGCACAAUUAUGUAAAGAAAAUCUUGUAUAUGCUGCUGCUACAGAAGAUAUGGAUGCAUUGACAUUCGGUUGUCCUCGUUUGAUUCGAAAUUUAACAUCCGGACAGAAUGAAAAAGUGAAAGAAUAUCAAAUUAGUAAAGUUCUUGCCGGUUUAGAUGUAACGCAGGAUCAAUUUAUCGAUUUAAGCAUUCUAAUGGGUUGUGAUUAUUGUUCAAAUAUUCGUGGUAUUGGUGGUAAAAAAGGUCUGGAUUUGAUACGAAAAUUUGAUUCGAUUGAAGGUAUUUUGAAAAAUAAAUUCGGCAUUGAAGAAUAUGUUGAUGUAGAAAUUGAAUAUAGUAAUCGAAAAAUUGAACCAAAAAAAGAAGAACAAGAAGAAGAUACCAAUGGUUUAGCAAAGAAAAACGGUGAUCAUCCUGAUGAACCAAUUGUAUCGGAAAUGGACACCACUACUGUCACCGAAAUCAAACAAGAUGAUGAUAUUGAAGGUGAAAAUGUUGAAAUACAUUCUAAUCAUUCUGAUGAUCAAGAUGAUGAUGGCGACGAAAACAUGGAAAAAGAAAAGACACCGGAUAAUUCAACAAAAAAAGUUCAAUCAAAUAAAAGACAACAAAUGGUGGUGCCAGAAAAUUGGCCAUUUCGUGGUGCAAGAAAAUUAUUUCAACAACCAUUUGUACUCGAAAAUGAAAUCACUGAAAAUGAUUUAAAAAUGAAAGAUAUUGAUGAAGAAGGUAUGGUAAAAUUUCUUUGCAUUGAAAAUGGUUUCAGUGAAGAUCGUGUACGAAAAUCAUUGAAACGUGCACGUGAAUCAAAACAAAAAGGUGCACAAACUCGUAUCGAUACAUUUUUCAAAAUGAUGCCAUCCGUAUCAUCAUCAAUUAGUCCGAAUAAAAGACCAUUGGAUGCUAAACAUUCGAAUGGAAAAAAAAAUUCAAACACCAAUAAUAAACGUGGACGUCGUGGUCGAUAAUUUUUUUUAUUUUCAUUUUGCAUAAUUUUCAAAUUUCUAAUUUUUUUUCAAUAAAAGAAAACAAA
Molecule: messenger RNA, 1526 nt
Organism: Dermatophagoides farinae (American house dust mite)
Lineage: Eukaryota; Metazoa; Arthropoda; Arachnida; Sarcoptiformes; Pyroglyphidae
Gene: Fen1
Product: Flap structure-specific endonuclease 1
Molecular function (GO): 5'-3' exonuclease activity; DNA binding; 5'-flap endonuclease activity
Source: RefSeq, a predicted model, not a curated record